UAUUAUAACGCAGCUAGAGGAAUUCAUAUUUGAACAGUCGAGGGAAAAAUUGCAGCGUUCAACUGAUAUUAUUAUGUCGGAAAAAGAUAUUGCCAGACAAGUAUUACGUGGUUAUAUAGACAGGGAAAUCGACUUAGAAAACCAAUUAAAAGAGAUAUUGAUUAGGCGUAAGACAACAACAGUGGCAGAAGAUGGAGACUUUUUUAAAAUCCGCCGAGAGCAAAUGGAAAAACAAAAGAAAAUUGCAAAAAAAAGGAAUGAAACGUUUUUAAAAGAUCUCGAACACACUACUGCAAAAUUAAGAGCAUCUCUAGCUUGCGACGAUCUCACCGACAAAAAGUUAGACAAUGAACGCAAAAAGUUUACAGAUUAUAUCAGGCAAACACGUAAACAGUCUGUUUAAUACUUACAUUAUAUAUAUAUAUAUCAGUACAUGUGCCUUACAAGAAGCUGUUUUUGACGUGUAUAGAUACUGUGAUACUGUGAUAUUUUAUCAACAAAUCAAAUUUUAUAAUAUGGAUUUAAUUUAAUAACAUGGCUUUUUCACAAAUUAAAUGUAAAUCCGUAGGAGUAUUGUACAUAUUUAAUCAUUAUAAUAAGAAACCUUUUGAGAAAAUAAUACCAACAAAUCGUUACAUGCGAUUACACAAUAUAGAAAAAAUUGUAAGCGAUUAAAGUUUCUUUUGUUGAUAUUGAUUUAUAAUUUUUUGUAGUUCUGUUUCUGUAAAUAUGUAUAAUUAUUUUAUAGGUUACCUACUUGAAGGUUAUAGUCUUGCGUUUACUGUGUAACAAUUUGACCUAUAAUUUCAUAGUUUAAAUAAAUCAUGAUUUACUUAUUUUUAAGGCUCGGAUUUUAAUGUAUUUGCAUCUUUUGUAUGGAAUGUUUUACACGAUUCUUUCCUAGUUACAAAUGUGUUUCAAGUACUUCGUGUUCUGAUCACAACAUUUUUAUGAAGCAUUUUUUGAUGUUUUUAACGCAUUUUUAAU
Rhopalosiphum maidis (corn leaf aphid) is the source of this 987-nucleotide messenger RNA. RefSeq lists its product as uncharacterized. The record is from RefSeq and is a predicted model, not a curated record. Lineage: Eukaryota; Metazoa; Arthropoda; Insecta; Hemiptera; Aphididae. The transcript has 4 exons. Bases 74 to 403 code for a protein of 109 amino acids.